AUGGCGGAUACGAGUAGAAUGGAGGAGCUCCUGAAAAGGCCUCUAUAUGUGUACGACCUCCCGCCGGAACUUCUUGCGACUCUCACUGCCAAAACCACGAACCCGGUCACCGAGGAAGAGCCCGAGGUAAAUUCGGAGGAAGUUGAGCUUGCAGCACAGGAUUCUGCGAUCGCAACCUCCACCCUUUGCUCCCUCUGCAAGGUUUCCUACAACAACGUUCAGGAACAGCGCGGCCAUGUCCGGUCCGACCAUCACCGUUACAACAUCAAAGCCCAGUUGCGCGGAAAUGCGCCUCUAGAGGAAAUUGAGUUCGCGAAAGCGAUCGGUGAGCUGGAUGAAUCAAUUUCGGGAUCGGAGUCUUCAGAGACCGAAGAGGAGGAGGCAGACACGGGCGCGAACACGACACUGUCAGCUCUGCUGAAAAAGCAGGCCAAGCUGUCGCAAGCCAAUGAAGAUACAGAGACCGCCGUGGCCAGCACUCCGAGACAUCCUCUUUUCUGGCUGGCUAGUUCGGGGUUGCCGUCGAAUAAGUCCCUAGGUGUCUACAGGGCUAUUUUCUCGAAUGCCGAACAGGACGAGCCCGGUCAUCUGGUCGAGACACUACAGCGCAAGCAAUUGGAGCCUAUCAAGGCGCGCACAAAUAAUUCGAGCAAGGGGCCAGCUCCAUCCGCUGCUGGUCCUCACUUUUUCAUGUGCAUGAUCGGUGGUGGCCACUUUGCCGCCAUGCUUGUGUCUUUGGCACCGGAAAUCCACCGAAGACAAGGCGGCAUUGAAGAUAGACAGCCGCGAGUUAUUGCGCAUAAGACUUUCCACAGAUACACGACACGACGAAAGCAGGGUGGUUCGCAAUCUGCGAGCGAUGCCUCUCGUGGCGCUGCUCAUUCGGCGGGUUCCAGUCUGCGUCGCUACAACGAAGCUGCUCUUGAAAAAGAUAUUCGGGACCUGCUGUCAGAUUGGCGCAAGGAGAUUGACAGCGCUGAGCUGUUAUUUGUCCGUGCAACAGGAAAGACAAACCGCAAGAUUCUUUUCGAUCAAUAUGAUGGAAAUGUUCUCAAGCAGAAAGACCCAAGGAUACGAGGAUUCCCCUUCAACACACGCCGCGCGACCCAAGGAGAACUUUUACGAUGCUUCAAAGAACUCACUCGCGUGAAAGUCAGUGAAGUCGAUGAAGUGGCAGUAGCAGCAGCGGAAGCCAAAAAGCGCGAGGAAGACUCUAAACCAGCUACGCCUCGCCCGCAACCGCAACCACAGAAACCCAAGAUAUCUAAAGAAGAAGAGGCUGCCCUGCUACACACAUCCCAAAUCCAGGCAUUUAUCCGCCGCUCAAAGGUGCCCGCUCUCAUGUCCUACCUCACGAACAACUCCAUCUCCCCGAACUUCACCUUCACGCCCGCCACCCAACCCCAAAACUUCCGCUGUCCGACACCCCUUCACCUAGCUGCGAGCCUCAACGUCCCAGUAGUGGUCACAGCCCUCCUCACAAAAGCCAAUGCAGACCCGACAGCAACCAACAACGAAGGCAGAACGCCAUUUGAGCUAACAGGCGGCCGAGCCACACGCGAUGCCUUUCGCAUCGCCCGCCACGACCUCGGCGAGUCAAAAUGGGACUGGGAGGCCGCAAAGGUGCCGUCGGCAGUCUCAAAAACAGACGCAGACAGCCGCGCCGAGAAGGAGCGAAUGGCUGCCGAUGAGGAGGAAUCGACCAGGCGAAAAGCUGGUCUUGAUCGUUUGAAGCGUGAAGAUGCGGAGAGAGCUGCUGCUGAGCACAAGGCUUUGUUGAGAGGUGGAAGGACUGUUGGGGCGGUUGUUGAGAAGACUAUUGCGGAGAAGCGAGAUGAGGAGACCAGGGGGAUGACGCCUGAGAUGAAAAUGCGAUUGGAGAGGGAGCGCAGGGCUAGAGCUGCGGAGGAGCGAUUUAAGAGGAUGCAAGGGAACUAG
Molecule: messenger RNA, 1938 nt
Organism: Penicillium nucicola
Lineage: Eukaryota; Fungi; Ascomycota; Eurotiomycetes; Eurotiales; Aspergillaceae
Product: putative C2H2 finger and ankyrin domain protein
Exons: 2
Coding region: 1-1938 (645 amino acids)
Source: RefSeq, a predicted model, not a curated record